AUGGCAACGAGAAACCGAACUGCAGAGUUCAGAAAGUACAGAGACACCGUCAAAAGCUUACGCACUCCUCUUUCUUCGUCAGCUUCCGCUUCUUCCGGUGGUCCCGUCAUUGAAAUGGUCAACACUUCGCUUCUUCGUUCCAGUAAUCGAUCUUCUUAUACUCCUCUCAGUACCCAAGACCCAGGUCCAUCCUCCUCUAGUGAUGCUUUUACUGUGGGUUUGCCGCCGUCUUGGGUGGAUGAUUCUGAAGAAAUAGCUACGAAUAUACAACGUGCUAAGGUUAAAAUGUCGGAGUUAACUAAAGCUCAUGCGAAGGCUUUAAUGCCCUCCUUUGGUGAUGGUAAAGACGAUCAGCGUCAGAUUGAGACGCUAACGCGAGAAAUUACAGCUCUCCUCAGAAAGUCUGAAGUGAGGCUGAAAAAGCUUUCUGCUGGGAGAGGAUCUUCUGAGGAAUCUAACGUCAGAAAAAAUGUGCAGCGUUCACUUGCUACAGACCUUCAGAACCUGUCAAUGGACCUCCGGCGGAAGCAGUCAGCAUAUUUGAAACGUUUGCAGAAACAGCAAGAGGGUUAUGAUGGGAUUGACUUGGAGAUUAACUUUAACGGGAGUAAAUCUGGAUUGCAGGAUGAUGAAUUCGAUGAUAUGGGUUUUAGUGAAGCACAAAUGACAAAGCUAAAGAAAAACGAGCACAUCUCAGCGGAAAGAGAAAGAGAAAUUGAUCAGGUCGCUAGUUCAGUCCACGAACUUGCUCAGAUCAUGAAGGAUCUCUCUGUCCUUGUGAUAGACCAGGGAACAAUUGUAGAUAGAAUCGACUACAACAUUCAGAGUGUUGCUACAACUGUUGAGGAGGGCUUUAAGCAGUUACAAAAGGCGGAAAGAACACAGAGAAAAGGAGGGAUGAUUACAUGUGCAACGGUCCUUGUUAUCAUGUGCUUUGUCAUGCUAGUUUUGUUGAUAAUCAAGGAGAUAAUCUUCUAG
Messenger RNA from Lathyrus sativus (Indian pea), 978 nucleotides. The record is from the annotation of a GenBank genome assembly. NCBI's taxonomy places the organism in Eukaryota, Viridiplantae, Streptophyta, Magnoliopsida, Fabales, Fabaceae.